Molecule: messenger RNA, 2152 nt
Organism: Doryrhamphus excisus (bluestripe pipefish)
Lineage: Eukaryota; Metazoa; Chordata; Actinopteri; Syngnathiformes; Syngnathidae
Source: RefSeq, a predicted model, not a curated record
AUGGUUGUGCAUGGUGAGAACGUCACCGUGCUGGUCAAUGGCGAGGAAGUGGACCACUGGAACCUCACUGGACUCGGGUACAGCUACCAGGACGUGAGCAGCUGCAGACAUUCGGGUGUCUUAAAUCAACCUGGCACCGUAACUUGUGACGCAAAAGGCACCUUCAUAAACUGCAGUGAAAGAGCCGUCCUUCGAGCCAUUCCUCAACAAAACGACCUGUGUGUGAAUAGUGCCAUGUGUACCGUGACUGCCUCCACCGUCAUUGAUCACCAUGGCAACACUACCUCAGUGGAGGAUCGAUGUGCCUACACUUUGUUGUCAGAGUCAAGCGUACGGCUGGUGGGCGUCUUUCAGGAACGACGUCGUAAAGAUGUGAUGUUUUUGGACCGUGUCAUCAUCCAUCUGGAUGAUCCAGAUAUUGACAUCCACCUGGGACAAGGUGGGAGGGUUCAGGCCAACAGCACACAGCUGAACCUCGGCGAUUCCCCUGAGGAGCAUCACAGUGUGGACUUUCUGAAGGAUGAAACUGGAGUGACCGCCAAUGUGUCCCACUCCAACUCCUCCACUUUGGUCUUCUUUGAUGGAUACACGGUUCACAUCCACACCACACAUUCAUGGAUGUUGAAAGCUGACAGGAAGUUGCAAGGUUUAUGUGGAAACCACAGCCAGUCUUUGAUUGACACAAAGGACUUGGAGUUCAGUUCUUUUAGUUGUGAGACGCGGUUCAACGACACUGUCGACAGCAGCAUCAACUGCACCACAGUCAAUGAACGCUGUGAACUUCUGAGAGGAUGGCACUUUGCCGGCUGCCAUGCUUACGUCGAUCCAGAGCCCUUCAUCACCGCCUGCAACAACACUCUGUGCCAAUACCCCGAUGUGGAUGGUCUUAUGUGCCAGUUUCUAGAGGCCUACACCAAAGCCUGCAGUCUGGAGAACCAAGCUGUGGAUGGCUGGAGGGCAACGGCCAACUGUUCAACCACUCGGGCCUUCUGCAAUGACACCCUCUGUGCGGACCAUGAGUUCUGUGCUGAAGGUCUCAGUGGUGACAUCAGAUGCUUCUGUCGGGCCAUUUUUGUUUCUGACUACAGAUCCAACAACUCUUUAGGUCAACCGGUGGUCUGCAGUGCAAAUUCUGCUUCAAUCAGUCUACUCGGUUGUCUCUUGGAGGAAAUCGAUCUCGACUAUUCUGACUUACACCUCAAUGACGACUCCUGCAGAGGUGACAGAGACACGAACCACAUGGUGACCUUCCGAUUCAACCAGAGCAGCGCCUGUGGGGCUGAAGUCACGGCCAACAACAGCCACGUGGUUUAUAAGAACAACCUCACCGCAGAAGGAGUCACCAGCAAAGUCAUUGAUCGUUUCGAUCAGUUUGAAACUUUUGACUUCUCCUGCUUCAGCGGCCAACCUGCCAUCCAGAGCAUGGCCUUCAAGAUCAGAGCCAACUCUGUGGACCAGCAGAUUGUAUCUGAGUCUUGGAACUACAACGUCAAGAUGACAGCCUACACUGAUGCUGACCACAGACACGCCCUAAAGCCGGACACUGAAAUCCAGACGAACCAGAUUGUCUUUGUGGAGCUGACGGUUUACGGCCUGUUUGACAACCUGGUCGACUUGGUGACUGACUCCUGCUGGGCGACGCCCAAGUCGUCGCCUGCUGGAGCUCUGAGAUACAACAUGAUCACGAACGGAUGUUCAAACACCGAUGAGACGGUGAAGGUGCAGGUCAAUGGGAAGGGAAUAUCCACCCACUUCUCCUUCCACAUGUUCCACUUCUCCGGCCAAGGUCAUGGCAUCUACCUGCACUGCAAGCUCCAUCUGUGUGCCAGUCGCAAUGUCACCUGUGGCCCGAGUUGUGGUGGCCCUGCUAAGAGAAGAAGACGCAGGUCUUCCAGAUCGACAUCUGCUGAUGAAAGCCCUGCCCUCAUCAGCCUGUCCUGGACCAAUUAGGAACAACACACCUCUGCUGCUGACAUGUGACCAAUGAGGUCUGAUCACCUGAUAGUUCUGCUUGUUUUCACAGCGUCUUUGCAUGGUGACUCGGACUGACCAAUGCUGGCGGAUAUUGCUCGGAUUCAGAAGCUUCAUCUUUGAAUCAGACUAGCUUUGACGGGAACUUGUCGGACCAGGGUAGAGUUCUUAAAGGUUUUUC